AUGUCUACGCAAGCUCUCACCACACCAUCCAAAUCGCUGCUCAAUGACAAGUGGGACGUUGUGUUGUCCAACACGAUCGUCAAGACCGGUCUCGGGUUCUGCGGAGGUGUCAUUUUGAGCGCACUUCUCAAGAGACGUACCUUCCCUGUUUGGCUGGGAAUCGGAUUUGGUCUCGGAAGAGGUUAUUCUGAGGGUGAUGCUAUAUUCAGAUCGUCUGCUGGAUUGAGAGAAAUCAAGGCAUAG
Messenger RNA from Kuraishia capsulata CBS 1993, 243 nucleotides. RefSeq lists its product as uncharacterized. Gene Ontology annotation, cellular component: mitochondrial inner membrane; mitochondrion; MICOS complex. NCBI's taxonomy places the organism in Eukaryota, Fungi, Ascomycota, Pichiomycetes, Pichiales, Pichiaceae. The transcript is spliced from 2 exons. Bases 1 to 243 code for a protein of 80 amino acids. The record is from RefSeq and is a predicted model, not a curated record.